Messenger RNA from Phytophthora infestans T30-4, 540 nucleotides. RefSeq lists its product as uncharacterized. The record is from RefSeq and is a predicted model, not a curated record. Bases 1 to 540 code for a protein of 179 amino acids. The transcript has 3 exons. Lineage: Eukaryota; Oomycota; Peronosporomycetes; Peronosporales; Peronosporaceae.
AUGGGGCCAAGAAUGGAUUUUGCCGCGGCUUUAUCGACAAAAUCGGCAAAAGCGCUUUUUUUGCCGAUCGGCAAUUUGGCAAAAUCUGCAAAAACGGCUUUAUCUUUCGGCAUUAUCCGUCCGGAUUGCCCAGAAGACGUGAUCCGUAUCCGGACACAUCUAUAUGGCCAACUCUCCACCGGCUUAGCGUCAGAGUCGUCUUCUUCCCCGCUCUGGCCCAUGUUCGAGCAAUCGAUAUCACAUCAAAGUGGCGGGCGACUGGCCCGCCAUCUGCUGCGACUCGCGGACAGGGCUGAGCUCGGCGGGAGUGUGGUGAUGGACGUCCUGCUGGACGGGCCUUACGGUAGCGUGUUCGUCGACGUGCUACGAUGGGGCUGCAACGAAGUGCUGGUCCGGUCGUACACGUACAACAAAUUGGUAAUGCCGAUUUUUACGACGAUGAGUAUCCUGGGCAUGAACCCGACGCCGACAAGAGGACGCACGAGAGUCUACCAUGUGCCACCGGCACCUCAAGGCCAUGUUUCCCUCUACGCCAGCUAA